Prorocentrum cordatum is the source of this 854-nucleotide messenger RNA. Lineage: Eukaryota; Dinophyceae; Prorocentrales; Prorocentraceae. The record is from the annotation of a GenBank genome assembly.
UGCGGCAUGCGUCUUGCACCGCGCCUCGCCAGCGGGCCAGCGCCCACCUCCGGACCGGCAUAUGCGGCGAAAUUCAGGCUGGCCGCGACGGCGGGCGAGACCGCCUCUGGGCCCGCCGGUCCGAGGGCUCCAGGAGGCGCCCUCGCGCGCUGCAGCAGCAACGGUUGCGCGCAACGGCAAGGGCAGAGCGUCUCCAUGGCGGCCCUCGGGCGUGAAGCGACGACUGCCACCUGGCCGCUCAGAGGACGACGAAGAGAGCAGGAGCAGGCGCAGGAGCAGGAGGAGGAGCAGGAGGAGAGAGCUGAGCCUCGUGCAAGGGCCGCUGGCGCCACCGAGGAAUGCAGAGCACCGCCGAGGUCCGGCCGUCCGCCUGGCGAGGAGCGCGGGCCCCCGUGGGGGGCCGAGCACAGCCUCCUGGCGGCCGCCGAGCGUCGCGGGUGCACGCUGCACUCCCAGAGCCCAGUCCGGUAGGCCUCCGACCAUAUAACUCCAGUUGGCGCUGCGUGCGCCCAGGGAGAGGCGAGGAGGCGAGGAGGAGCACCAAUGGGAAGGGAGCAGGGGCAGGAGACGGGGACGGAAAGGCAGAGCCGCGGACGAGCCUGCAUCGGCGCGGCUUCUAGGUCAGAUCACUAGCGAUGGCCAUCGCAUGCAUUCACAUAUUCAAGACCAUUGCGCCCGGAGCGGUUCGCGGAGGGCUGGAGCCGCUCUCGGGAAAAUGCGUACGCCUCGAAAGACGGAAGAAGUUUGGGUCAGCACCUGAAAUAUCAUGCGGCACCUGAAUCUGGCAGGACGCCACGCUCCAGGCUGGCUGCGGAGGCCUCCAGGAGGACGUCUUCUGCCCGGCCUCACCGCCC